AUGGAGCUUUUCCUAAGCCAACCAGUCUCUAACAAAACCAAUGUGAAGUGCAACAACUCUACAUUUUUCUUUGAAUCCUGUCAACCCCCUUCUCUAGCAUUACAUCUAUUACUCAUAGCCUAUACCAUGGUCUUAAUUGUGGGCCUUUUUGGAAACCUCUCUCUUAUCAUCAUCAUCUUUAAGAAGCAGAGAGAAACGCAGAAUGUCACCAAUAUACUAAUUGCUAAUCUCUCCUUCUCUGACAUCUUGGUGUGUGUCAUGUGCAUUCCUUUUACUGUCAUCUACACUCUGAUGGACCACUGGAUAUUUGGGGAUACUAUGUGCAAACUGACUUCCUAUGUGCAGAGUGUCUCUAUCUCUGUGUCCAUAUUCUCACUUGUGUUAAUUGCUGUUGAAAGAUACCAGCUGAUUGUGAAUCCCCGUGGCUGGAAGCCCAGUGUAUCUCAUGCCUACUGGGGCAUCACACUAGCUUGGCUCUUUUCCCUUUUGUUGUCCAUUCCUUUCUUCCUCUCCUACCACCUCACUGAUGAGCCCUUCCGCAACUUGUCUCUCCCUACUGACAUCUACGCCCACCGGGUGGCCUGUGUAGAGAGCUGGCCCUCCAAAAUGAACCAGCUUCUCUUUACCACCUCCAUGUUUAUGCUCCAAUAUUGUAUCCCUCUAGGCUUCAUCCUCAUCUGCUACCUAAAGAUUAUUAUCUGCCUCCGUAGGAGAAAUGGGAAGGUGGACAGGAAGAAGAAGGAAAAUGAGACCUGGCUCAGUGAGAACAAACGGAUUAACAGGAUGUUGAUAUCCAUUGUGGUGACCUUUGGAGCCUGCUGGCUGCCCUUGACAUCUUCAAUGUCAUCUUUGACUGGUAUCAUGAAGUGCUGA
This is a messenger RNA of Orycteropus afer afer, 873 nucleotides long. RefSeq names its product neuropeptide Y receptor type 6-like. The record is from RefSeq and is a predicted model, not a curated record. NCBI's taxonomy places the organism in Eukaryota, Metazoa, Chordata, Mammalia, Tubulidentata, Orycteropodidae. Gene Ontology annotation, molecular function: neuropeptide Y receptor activity; neuropeptide binding. Gene Ontology annotation, biological process: G protein-coupled receptor signaling pathway. Gene Ontology annotation, cellular component: plasma membrane; neuron projection.